CACACACACACGUACUGCACACAUGCAGCGUGCUCAGGAUGACACAGACGAGUACAGUAUUGAGCAUUUUCGUCUUGUUUCUUCACACCACUUUUGGGGAAAGUGGUUGCACCUCAGCAGAUGGUGAUGGGACUUUUGGAGAUGAUGAACCUGACAAUUUUGAAAUCGACUGCUUCAGCCAGCUGGAAUUUAAGGAUUCCUAUAGCAGCCUGACCUGCAAUUUUACCGAGCUGCCUCCUCACAACACUAACUACACACUGGCCCUGUGUACCAAAGAAGACAGCAAUUACUUGUGCUUCAACAUGGAGAAACAGGAAGAUGCGUAUUUCUUACAAUUCACUGAUAUACUCUCAAAUAAAGACAUUUGCAUGGACUCUGAGAUGAAGAGAAGGGUCUGCCGGAGUCUGGUUGUAACUGACAUUGUUAAGCCUGAAGUACCAUUCGAUUUAAACAUCACAUACCAAAAGGAGGCAAAUGAGUAUCUUAUUCAUUAUAGUACACCACACUCGUGGAAGAAAUACUUAAAGGACAAAUUGAUACACCAAAUAGCCUAUCGGCAGGAAGAAGGUACUUGGAAAACAAUAGAGUCGCCGUAUCUCCAGGUAAAAUUACUGGGGAAAAACCUUGAAAAUGAUGCUUCGUAUGAGGUGAAAGUACGUUCGCAGCCCAAUGGAGAUUAUUUUAAGGGCACGUGGAGCGAAUGGAGCGCUUCCAAGAGCUUCAGGACUGCAAGGGAGCAGCACUCCACAGAGAACUAUAGCAGCGUGGUAGUGAUUAUACUCUCCAUCCUGGGACUCAUGCUGUCCAUUGUCAUGAUUGUCCUGAUCAUAACUUUUUGGGAAAACAGGAUCAAACCUGCUGUGUGGCCAAACCUUCCUGAUCAUAAAAAAACCCUGGAGCAACUAUGCAAGAAGCCAAAAAAUAAUUUUGAUAUAAGUUUUAACCCAGAGAGUUUUGGUAAUGUUCAUAUCCAUAAAGUGGACGCCAUUCGAGCAAAAGCUGAACUGGAAACUUUUCUGCAGCCAUCAGCUGCUCCAGAGACAAACCUUCCAGAAAAAUUUAGGAAUGGAUCAGACCUGAAGACGAUCCCUGCUAUCACAGACAAAAGCAACCUAAACUUGUCUGUGACUUACGGAGGAAUCUGGCCAGCUGAAGCCCUGCACAGACUCCUGGGCACCCGCCAGUUCACAGUCACCGAAGGAGACUGCAGCCCCAGCACGUACGAGGUGUGCCACAGCAACAGGGUGCCGCUGUGCGAUGAUGGCUUCAACCUUCCCUCCGCUCCUCCCCCAGAUCCCUCUGGCCAGCCCAGACCAGAGCCCCUAAAUGGUGACACCGUAUCCCAGACCCUGCCCACCAGUGAAAUCAGGCCACCGAACAACGAGGAAGCCUAUGUCACAAUGUCUAGCUUCUACAAAAUUCAGUAAACCUUACAGGAAUGACAGCAUACUCUUUUCUCUGACACAAGCAGGACCCUGAAGCUUUGUUUUGUUUUCCUGCGUCCUGUGAGUCCCCACCUCCGCAACACACCCUGCUAGCUGUGCGACGCUAUACCUGCAAGGAAGUGGGUUCUCCCACAUUUCAGUGAUAAGUGGCCUAACCUCAGCUCUCAGUAUGCCAGUAGCAAUCUCCACUGCAUCAGAAAUCAAACUUAAUUCAACCUGGCUUAAACCUUCAGGUCUGAUUAAUCUAGAGCAAUGACACUGCAGUCCUAGCUGAGGACCACAGCAUGUCUCACGGAAGUUAAUGAACUCUUCUGUUAACCUCUUGGUUGCAGACUUAAGUUCUUAUUAAUGCCUAAGCAAGAAACAUGGCAACAAAUUCAAGUUAAAUAGAACCCAAUCUCUUUUACACAGCGGUAGGUCAAGAGUAACUCCUCUGCAGUCAGUGGAAGUCCACAAGUUUCCAAAACGCCAGUAAAUGAGAAUUGCCAUCAAGCAUUAGUUGCCUGGGGUUUCAGGAGCUUGGUCACCACACAAGGAGUUUGCUGAGCCCCCAGGAGAAAAGUCACAUGGACUCACUUCAGGAAGAUGUUUUCUCAGACUGAUUUUAUUUUUUUUUUUUCUUCUUUUUUGAGAGACAGAUAAAGAUCUGCCCUGGAGCCAAUUUCAGGAUCCACAGGUACUUCUGCUAGAGCUAUAUAUUAAAGAUCGUCAUUAUUUCAUGUACUAGCAAUGUUUAGCUAAGAAAACAAAACAAAAUCAAUGAAAAGCAAAGUCCCAUCUCUUCCUAUAAACUGAAUAGGGACUGUAAAAUGCAUGAUGUUGUCUUUCUCUGCAGCUCUUGUGGAAACAUUAGUGUAGCAUGUAAGUACUUUCCAGGACAGAAGGGCUAAGCAGACUGUGUUUGUUUACUAGCAUUAUUCCCAAUGGCUGUGACUUCAUGAGAAUACUUUGAAUUUGGCCAGGCAAUGUUCUCAUGCAACAUCUGACCUUGGAAGAUGGAUGAAGCGUCAUGGAUCCUGCCAGGAUCAGAAGACCUACUCUUUUUAAAAAGUACCUUGUAAAUUGCCUGGAGAUAGCUUGUUUGUUUGGUUGGGUUUUUUUAAUGUUAUGAUGGAGGAAGGCAUCCUGUCCCUUCCCAUUCACCUUUCUCUGGACUCCCUGCCCGGCUCUAAGGGGUUCCCCACAUGCUGACACACAGAGAUGGCUGAACCACGCCACGGUCCCUUGGGGAUGCCGCGCAUUGCAGAGCAUGUGCUUGGAGAUAAAGCUGCUACAGCCACAUGGUUGCAUGACUACCGAGGUGUGGCCAUGGGAAAUCCAAGCUGCUCUGCUGCGCUCUGGGACUGGGGUUCACCUCACUGUGCAGUCUCAGUUCCUCUAGCCGCUUGAAAUUCUCCUUUACUGAAAUGUAUUCACAUCCCCAGAGCCGAAGGGCAAAAAGCGUCCUCCCACACCCUCAGAGCUGCUUGAAAUUUUUCUGACUGGUAAAAAUCACUGAGAUGUUGCUAUAGUUGAUGUAGCCUGCUGGGGAAAAACAGCAGUCCCAAAACAGUACUCCACCUUCUCUGCCUCCACCUGACAACAGGGAAACCUUCAAAUGGGAACAACCUUACAGUCCCUGCAUGCAAAGGGGCCGAGGAUUUGGCUCAAGGUAUUCCAGUGAUAUUUUACAGAAUGAGUUUUAUUGCUGUUUCUCGUCAGAUGAAACAUUGAUUAAUGCAGUAGAAAAGGAUGAAAGCCCUGGACAUUCAUUUGCUUUGUAAUGCUUGAAUUUCUUUUUAAAAAGAGCUGCUGGUAAUGCUCAUACUGUGCUGAGUUGCACAGUGUGAUUGUGGAUGUAGGCAGACUGUGCCGGAAAGAGAUCCUCCUCCAGUAACACAGAGGCGAACAAAAAGGAAGUAGCGGACGAAGCAAAAGCGCAUCAGAAAAAUCCUGUACAGUAUGUGCUAUGCUUGUUUCAAACUCACGCACACAUUUUUAAGGAUUACAAGGGAAACAACAAAUGUCUAUUUGCACUAUUUAAGCAGUAAGAUAACCACAUGUAAUAAUAGUCUUUCUGUUUAUCCAGAAAGGUAUACUACUCUUUAAUACAGGAAAAAUAGUAGAAACCUGAUGUUUGCUCUUUAGU
Molecule: messenger RNA, 3573 nt
Organism: Egretta garzetta (little egret)
Lineage: Eukaryota; Metazoa; Chordata; Aves; Pelecaniformes; Ardeidae
Gene: IL7R
Product: interleukin 7 receptor
Exons: 8
Coding region: 39-1427 (462 amino acids)
Biological process (GO): positive regulation of receptor signaling pathway via JAK-STAT; hemopoiesis; cytokine-mediated signaling pathway
Cellular component (GO): membrane; external side of plasma membrane
Molecular function (GO): protein binding; cytokine receptor activity
Source: RefSeq, a predicted model, not a curated record